Sorex araneus (European shrew) is the source of this 1432-nucleotide messenger RNA. It is a transcript of the gene DRG1, whose product is annotated as developmentally regulated GTP binding protein 1. The record is from RefSeq and is a predicted model, not a curated record. The transcript has 9 exons. Gene Ontology annotation, biological process: cytoplasmic translation. Lineage: Eukaryota; Metazoa; Chordata; Mammalia; Eulipotyphla; Soricidae. The coding region runs from base 121 to 1224 and encodes 367 amino acids. Gene Ontology annotation, cellular component: cytoplasm. Gene Ontology annotation, molecular function: GTP binding; GTPase activity.
AGGCGGUCUCGCGCCUGCGCGCUGCAGGAGCGCCCGAGGGCCAUGUCAGGUUGGUCGGCGUGUCUGUGACGGGAAGACGGGCGGUGUGGAGGCCUGUGAGCCUCCCGAAUCGGCGCCACCAUGAGCAGCACCUUAGCCAAGAUCGCGGAGAUCGAAGCCGAGAUGGCCCGUACCCAAAAGAAUAAGGCCACAGCUCACCAUCUGGGACUGCUGAAGGCUCGGCUGGCUAAGCUUCGCAGAGAACUCAUUACUCCAAAAGGUGGUGGAGGAGGAGGACCAGGAGAAGGUUUUGAUGUGGCCAAGACGGGUGACGCUCGAAUUGGGUUUGUGGGUUUUCCAUCUGUCGGGAAGUCCACACUGCUCAGUAACUUGGCAGGUGUGUAUUCUGAGGUGGCAGCCUAUGAGUUCACUACUCUGACCACUGUGCCUGGUGUCAUCAGAUACAAAGGUGCCAAGAUCCAGCUCCUUGAUCUCCCAGGUAUUAUUGAGGGUGCCAAGGAUGGGAAAGGUAGAGGCCGUCAGGUCAUUGCAGUGGCCCGGACCUGUAACUUGAUUCUGAUUGUUCUGGAUGUUCUGAAACCCUUGGGACAUAAGAAGAUAAUUGAAAAUGAGCUGGAAGGCUUUGGUAUUCGCUUAAACAGCAAACCCCCUAACAUUGGCUUUAAGAAAAAGGAUAAAGGAGGCAUUAAUCUCACAGCCACUUGCCCUCAGAGUGAGCUGGAUGCUGAAACUGUGAAGAGCAUUCUGGCUGAAUACAAAAUUCAUAAUGCUGAUGUGACUCUGCGUAGCGAUGCCACAGCAGAUGACCUCAUUGAUGUAGUGGAAGGAAACAGAGUUUAUAUUCCCUGCAUCUAUGUGUUGAAUAAGAUUGAUCAGAUCUCCAUUGAGGAACUAGAUAUCAUCUAUAAGGUGCCUCACUGUGUACCCAUCUCAGCUCAUCACCGCUGGAAUUUUGAUGAUCUGUUGGAAAAGAUAUGGGACUAUCUGAAACUAGUGAGAAUUUAUACAAAACCCAAAGGGCAGUUGCCAGAUUACACAUCUCCAGUGGUGCUGCCUUAUUCCAGGACCACAGUGGAGGAUUUCUGCAUGAAGAUUCAUAAAAAUCUUAUUAAAGAAUUCAAAUAUGCUCUGGUCUGGGGUCUCUCUGUGAAACAUAAUCCUCAAAAAGUGGGUAAAGACCAUACGUUGGAGGAUGAGGAUGUCAUUCAGAUUGUGAAGAAGUGAAACCUUUACCUUUCUACGAGGCCAACCGCAGCAGCUUUCCCUUUGACCAAGCACCCUGUCCCAAGCCCCUUCUUGUUUUGGCAGCUACUGGAUCAGGAUUCAGGGGAGGGAGAUGGAGGAACCCAAACUGGAACUUCACUUAUCUUGGUGUCACCAUGUUUAUUGAACUGCAUAAAUUAUCUGGUAGGCCAGCUGGCUAUGUACAGUU